UUAAUCAUCAAUCCAAUUAUCUCUAACAACUAUAUAAUAAUAAUCAUAACAAUGAAGUCAUUCCAAAUUAUUGCCGCAUUGAUGCUGGUCACCGUGACCUUGGCCUACGCCAGAAACGCCUACUUUGUCUUCUCCGAUAACACCAACGAGUUCACCAUCAAGCUCACCAACCCAACUUUGAUCCAGCAUGCCCGUGACCUGAUUGCCAACAGAACCGAGGAAGGACGCGGAGUGAUGGGAAUCAUCAAGCGCGGAGACACCUUCUACAACUGGCAGUGGUCAUACUACCUCGACCCAGCCACCAUCUCCUUCUUCGAUAUGGCCGCCGAGGUCUGUGACGCUUCCAUUGACUACGUCGAGAACCACCUCAACGAGGUUGGUGGUGCUCUCCUCCCAGGCAACAGAUGGUGCCCAUGGCAAUCACACUUGGUUCGCGAGCUU
Acytostelium subglobosum LB1 is the source of this 441-nucleotide messenger RNA. RefSeq lists its product as hypothetical. The record is from RefSeq and is a predicted model, not a curated record. The transcript has a single exon. The annotation marks the transcript as partial. NCBI's taxonomy places the organism in Eukaryota, Evosea, Eumycetozoa, Acytosteliales, Acytosteliaceae.